UCUGAAUUCGAAACUGUUAGAUUAAUAUUUUACCAUCUUUCGAACAAUGUAAAGGAGAGCUGAAAGGAAUAGCAUCAUGAUGUUGUUUGUCUGCCUUUGUGGAUAUCUUGUAUUUGAUUUUUCGUAUGUCGCUAGUGGUUUGCGACUACACACGAACCCCAAUGGAAAGGAAACGUCUGUGGCGGGAAAGGACGCAUCGCUCACUUGUUACUAUUCGCCAGCCCUAUCGUCUCCGGAUCAAUUUGACUCUCUCUUUUGGAAGUUUACGCCAAAGAAUGACCCAGCGAAUGAGGUCGAGUUGGCAUCCUAUAGAGUUUCUACGGGAAUAAGGUACAACAGCGGAUUGUCGUCGAAGCUGAGACUGAAUGCGAGCUGGCAGUAUGGAGGAUUACUAACGGUCACGAACACUACCUUGGACGAUCAAGGGGACUAUACUUGUCAGGUCGCAACAUUGAUGGGCUUUGAAGACAGCGUUAUAACACUUACAGUUUACGCCGUACCACGUUAUCUUCAAAUCUACGACGCAAGCCAUCAACUGAUCGACCACAACUCACCUUUGCAAAUAGCUUCAGGGGAGCCGUACACCAUCUUUUGCGCAGCCUUUCCAGCAUCCAGCCCGGCGGCUAACCUGAGCUGGCAACUUGACCCAACACUGAAAGUAGCCCGUAACCUGAUCUACGCCGCACCGGAGAAUGUAACAUCGUUAAUCAGGCCCUCAUCGUCGUCGUCGAGGGGAUGGGAAUUCUUCGCUACGGAAAGGCGACUUGUCCUGACGCCGAGGGAUGAAGACCACGGAGCGAUCAUCCGUUGCUCUUGCGAUCAUAUUGGGUUACGUGAGGAUUUAUCUGUCUCCAUCACACUGAGUGUGUUAGUUUCUCCGAGUUACAUCCGGGUCUACACCGGUGAUUUUCGGCCUUUGGCUGACACCGGAAGCUUGAACGUUUCACAGGACAGCCAGGUGUCCUUCGUCUGCAUGAGCACAAGGUCGAGGCCGGCAACCGUCCCACGAUGGUGGAUUGGCGAUGGCGAGAUUACAGACAAUGUGACGAGGACGGUAAUUCCGUACGACGAUCAAGAUCUCUAUGACGUAUCCAGUCGCCUGACCUUGGGAAAGGUUCUCCGACAAUAUCAUGGCAAAGCUAUUACCUGUUCGGCUUCCGCUUUGAAUCUUCGACCUGUGGAAACGAAUUUCACUUUGCUCGUUCUGGGCCCACCGGACCCUCCACAAAUAACAAACAUAUCAGUGGCCGUCACGGAGGGAAGAUCAAGUUCUUUAGAGUGCGUCGCCUUGCAUGGGUACCCUCCAGCAGACAUCGAAUGGCUCAUUGACGGAUAUUCUACCUCCGAAUUUGAUACUGUGAUUGUGAAACGAUGGCGAUAUGAUGUUGUAAGCCAUUUGACAAUUCACCCAAACCGAACUAUGAACGGGAAAGAAGUCACCUGCGUCGUCCGUUUUCCGUCAGUCCAACCAACGGAAAUGAACAGUUCGGUGUCUUUGAAUGUUUCAUUUUGUCCGUACAGCCUUUCCAUAUCAUGCCCACCCGUGACGGCUGGCCAACCCAGUGACAUCACUUGCAGAUCUGCACUGGGGAACCCCUCUCCCCGCUUAGUGUGGACGCUCGACGGACAGGGUAUCGAAGACCUUCAUGUCAAUCAGUCAGAGACAUUAAGUGGCAGUAACACCACAAUGGGGUUUUUCUCUUCGUCUCUAUUUUCGAGGGGUUUCGACGCCGAUGACCACGGGAAGCUCGUCCGGUGCUGUGCAGCGCGGAACGUGAUUUUGGGAUGCACUAACGAUGUCUGCGCGGAAUGUCCACUGAAUGUUUAUUGCAAACCGAAACUUCUCAAAUCUGGAAAUGACAUGAUAAUGUCGCAACAUGAGUACUACAUUACGCUUAGUUGCUCAGCCCGUGGGAAUCCACACCCCUCGAUAGAAUGGUACAGUCCAUGGAUGGUUCAAGAUUCGCCAAUCAACGCAUCUACACCUGGCGUCAUCUCACUGGUCGAUACCAUUAUUGACGGGGGUGGGUCUGAUCGGGUGACUGUGCAGAGUACGUUGGUGAUCGAAUCUUCGGCGGGAGUAGAUGCGAAAGUUCAAGGGGUCAGAUGCGAGGCUUCGAACUCCAUCGGCUCCACUUAUACAGUAUCCUUCUUUGGCAAUGCAUCUGAUAUCUCUUCAGUGUAUGACCCAAGGACUGGCCUUUUGACGGUGCGUUAUGAUCGUGAUUUCAUGCCGGCACUGGCCGCUACCAUACCGUGCGUUCACGUGGAUUACAAGCUCGUAAAUACCCAAGCGUGGAAGUUGGGCGCCACUUGCUUCAGACUGCAAACCAAUGAGACAGUAGUCCAGGUCCAAAGUGGGCUAGAGAACACUGAGCUCGGGCUGAGGGUGUGCUUCUACGAGGAGUUCUGUAGCAGUCAGCUGCCACCUCGACCAUCUUUUCAGAAAGCAACAGGACCAAUCAACAUUCUCCUGAUUCCAAUAUUGGUCGGUGCAGCAAUCGGCGGGAUUCUCUGUUUCUCAGGGGGAUUCAUCAUUUGUCGCAAAAGAAGCAAGAAAGGACGUACUAGGUCGAUUCAACCUGAUCGAGGGGACUCCAGAAGGAUCCAGAAUUCCUUCAGACGUAGGCCAACAGAACAGAGUCUUCAUGCAGGAGAUGGAGUAGCCGCCAUCAGUUCUCCUAUCCAGAUACAACGGGGUGCUAUGAACCAUUACAUGGACAUGGGAUCUUCAGCUUUACAAGGAGCUGCGUCUUCACCGCAGACCCUCCAGCUUAGCCCGUUCACAGACCCAUGUGAUCUCUUUGCGUAUGAGGACAUGAGAGUGGACGGACUACAACCUUCCAGUCCCGGUUUUGCCCAUUACGCUGUGGGCAGCCAAUCAGUGGACACUGUGUAUACCAACUUGCUCACCUCUACACCUUUGAAGAGAGCCGACUCCGGGAUCUGCUGCACCUAUUCCGUAUCGCCACCCAAGCCGCAUUCGUCCAGUUCUGAAACCGAUCCGUCCCAUGCGCAGAACACGUACGAAUCCACCAUCUUCACCGCGCCCGCCCUUAAACUGAAGAUGCCCCCUUCUGGAAAAGAACGCAUGGAUACCUACGCCCCAAUGACUCCUUCGGAUGGCUUCAAACUGUCUCCUUUACCAGGUACCGUAGCCGCUUCCGAGUGGAGUUUCGUCCCUACCGGAGCGACUCCGAUCGGGGGAAGGUCGCCAGCUUCUCCGGAUGGAACACUCUAUGUUAAUACCAAGCGUAAUUAAAUUUGCUGAAUUUGGAAGCAUGCAUGGUCGCUGAAUCCCUAUAGUGGUGCGUUGGUAUUGUUUGAAGAUUUAUAAAGGAUGACAGGUUCAAAUCCAUUCUAUUUAUGUUUGAGGCUUAAUAGAAUUAGAUACAGUUGAAUAAUCUUUCACAGAAAGCAUGUCAUGUCCAAAGUAGUAGAGAUAAUUGGAUACACGUGUAAUUAAUCAUAGCAAGUGUCUGUUUUGAUACACUGAUAUUUGGCAGGUUCGACAAAGUGUGUAAAUAAAUACUUUAAACCUUUUUUAAUAUGUUCCGCAACAUGCUCAUUUAGAUGCCAUGUCACGUGGAUAGCUGUGCAGAUAGUUGUUUUAUGAAAGGUAAUUUCACGUCAUAGAUUUCUUAUUAUACGAAAUUUUCAGCAUUAUGAUUGUUUAAUCAUUCUCUAUACAGGUAUAUUCAAAUCACUUUUUCUAAAAUGGAUUUGACCUUUAAUCAUCUGUAUGUUGUUGUAUAAAACUUCAUACAUUAGAUAAUUGAAGAUGAAUAGAUUCCUGUUCGUGUAUAUAAUCUUUUUGAUAAAAAUCAGAAUAUUUCAAAUUUAAAUGUUAAGAUAAAUAUUAAGAUCAAAGGCGCAACUUUUUUUCCACACACCGUGUAUAUGAUCUAUUAUGGUGCAGUAGAGCCUAUUACUAUAAUGUUCUUUUCAUGUACUUUCAUAGAAUGUCCACUUGUUUUUGGAAUUUUAUAUUUAUUCAUUGUGCAAUGUCAAAAUAUAUUUUCGGCAAAUUCGUCCUCUCACGACUGUCUUAAUACAAAAUAAAACAUUUCCAAUUUCUAGGUUUACGAGUUAUCGAAAUUGCUGUAGUGCAUAAAAAGAAUGAUAUUACAAUAAUAUGUUGAAUAUUGCAAUGCACUUUUUCUCUGUCACAUUUUACAUGAUUUGAGUUGGACCCGAUACUUGUACUUAGUCUAUAGUUCUCAAAGUAGAUGUUAUAGAAAUGCUGGAGCCAUGUCAGUAGAGCACCCACCUUUAAAAUUACUAGAGGGUCUUACGUUCGGCAUUCACUAAGUACUGCCGUGCUAUGGUAAAAGGAAGCAAGUUACAAAAGUGAAAUUUGUUCGUAAAUGACCAACGUGUGUUCGUCGUCAUAUACAUUUGGGCGUCAAUUCAACUUAACAGCAUAAUUCCUCAUUAUCUUUCCAUAGAACGAUAAUUUCUUCCCCAAAUUUUGCCUGAACGUGCAGAAACAAUAACUCAAUGUACUCAAUUUGACUGAUGCGUCACUUGCUUCCUUUUGCUAAAGUUGGGCCAUGUAGGCAUAACCCUCGCGAGCACAGUAUCUCAUCACCAUGGUUAUACUUUACAUAGAUUGUGUUUGCCCAUUUACAUUGACGACAUCACGCCGCCAUCUUAGAUGAUAAAGUCUUUGCUUUCCAUACGUGAGACUUGAUGCGAUAAUUCCUCUUGCAGCUCCAAAAAGCUAAGCUUGAAUGAACAAGCUGGCGCAUCUCUGAUAUGCCUUCAUGUCCUCCGAGGGAGGGCGCUAUGAUAUUUUGACGUCAUACACAUGCGAUCUAUACCAAGUUUUAAUAGUAAUGUUCUAUAAUGAUGUUCUAUGGUGCAUUUAGAUUUGAUUAAUUUUAAACCACGAUGAGUUUAGGAUUUCCGAGAAAUGCUGAAGUCAUGUGAUGUGAUCCCUGGAGACGGGAGAUGUGUCCCCCUUCGUGUGCUAUUUUGUAUUUAUUCUAUUCUUUUUGUAUUUAUUCUAUUCUUUUUGCAUAACAGCAUAUGGCAGAGGGUCAUACCUAAGAGGGACUAAAAUCUCAUGAAAUCGCGGCGCAAGAUAACACUUAUCAGUAACAUGUCUUGAGAAAUCUGUUUGAUACUACAUCCAGUAAUGAACAUUUAAAGGGAGAUAAUCAUAAUUUAACACGUUCAAGAGUAUGAUUAUGCAUUUUACAAUUUGCUCUACUCUGCCUCGAAGAACUUUCAGCCUAAUUCACCACUCCAGUAUAAUGAUGACAAUAAUAAUAAUGGAUAUUUAGAGGUGCUUAAAACAAAAAGUACCAUAAUUUAUCGAUAAUAAUUUAACAUUUGCAACAAUUACUACAAUAUUCGAGAAAAAAGGUAUAAGGUAGGAAAUCGGAAAUGGAUUAUCAGAUCACUGUUUUUUUACCCUAUAACCUGAUAACCGACUCCUGGUUGAAACUU
Molecule: messenger RNA, 5454 nt
Organism: Lytechinus variegatus (green sea urchin)
Lineage: Eukaryota; Metazoa; Echinodermata; Echinoidea; Temnopleuroida; Toxopneustidae
Product: hemicentin-1-like
Exons: 14
Coding region: 77-3262 (1061 amino acids)
Biological process (GO): cell-cell adhesion
Cellular component (GO): cell-cell junction
Molecular function (GO): cell adhesion molecule binding
Source: RefSeq, a predicted model, not a curated record